This is a messenger RNA of Myodes glareolus (Bank vole), 1583 nucleotides long. RefSeq names its product transmembrane protein 263 (gene Tmem263). The record is from RefSeq and is a predicted model, not a curated record. Lineage: Eukaryota; Metazoa; Chordata; Mammalia; Rodentia; Cricetidae.
CCGCCUCGGACCGAGUCUUCCGACUGCUGAGCCCGAGGAGAGCGAGCGGAGGAGAGCGAGCAUCUGGAUCGCGCAGCCGACCCUGAUCGCGUCGCCGCCUCUGCAGUCCCCGGUGCCGCCGCUCCUCCCCUCCGCCCGGCCGCUGCCCGCCCCGACCCCGCGGUGAUCAUGAAUCAGGCAGAUAAAAAUCAAGAAAUUCCAUCUUAUCUUAGUGAUGAACCACCCGAAGGGUCAAUGAAGGAUCACCCACAGCAGCAGCCAGGCGUGUUGUCUCGUGUGACUGGAGGGAUCUUCAGUGUUACAAAGGGAGCUGUUGGUGCCACCAUUGGUGGCGUGGCUUGGAUUGGUGGAAAGAGUCUGGAGGUGACCAAAACAGCUGUCACAACUGUGCCUUCCAUGGGAAUAGGGCUGGUGAAAGGCGGCGUGUCUGCUGUGGCUGGAGGUGUGACGGCUGUGGGUUCUGCUGUUGUAAACAAAGUGCCCUUAUCAGGAAAGAAGAAAGACAAGUCUGACUAAGGGACAGGAACACGCGUGCACUUGUGUGCGCUGGCACACGUGCUCUACAGAAUACGAUGCCAGUGGCGUUGAACUGCUCAAUCACAGACUACAGCCAAGCCCACUGCUAAACUGCUGUGCUCAAAGUAUUGACGGCUGGCUUCUCUAAACCAGGAAGAAAGCAGUACUCUCCCAGUGUGUGGGGGCUUUUCACACUUAGGUCCAGCUUUUUAUCUGGUAAAAUGUUACACUUGCUCAGUUGUAACUGAAGAUAUGGUAUGUUUAAAUAUUUGCUCUAAGUCUUUCAGUUUGACUAAAAAUGUGAAAGUUCAACUUAGUAGAUGACUUUACAGUUCCACGUGUAAAGUGUGCCAGGUAACUCAUGUGCCCCUUACAAAGGGACUCUUGAACCACAUAAACUGUACCUUUGAUGUGCCUAAUAGUUUCAGAUGUCUUAGUUUUUUAUAACAGUAGUGGUUUAGGCCAAGAGGCGUUCUUAUUUAAGCUGGCAGAAAAGUAGCAGGAAUUCAGAAGUUUAGAAGAUAAAUGGUUUUAUGAUACUGUUAAUUGUUUUUUGUUAGAUAAGCCUUUUAUUUGUUUAAUCAUUGAUGCCUUACAAAAGAGAACAUCUUUUCUAAUACCGUAAUAUGUGCAGUUCUUACAAUUAUCAGUGAAUUCCUUUAAAGGUUGUAAAACUAGUUUUCCCUCCUAAGAAUCUCAGGAGUAUCGAGUGAAGGCGUCUCCUGUGCCGUGAGUAAGAUAGUGCUGUUUGCUGUCAGGAAUUAACAUCACAUCGGUAAUACACCCCACAGUGCCUCGGGAAUAUUUCUUAGCUGAUCAGGAGCUCUGUGGGAAGAGUUUUAUAUUAAGAAGGAACAAGUAUUAGUUUUUAAGUUCUUAUAAUUAUCUGAAGCAUCUAAGAUAAUCCUCCAUGCAUCUUCUGUCUUUCGGAUGUCUUAAAUUAUCAGUAGCAAUUCCUUUAAAAAUACAAUAAAAGCAACCAUACGUAUAUGAGGAUUGACUCUUAAAAUGAAUGAGAUGGGCUCCACACAUUGGUUUUGAAUAAAAAAAAUACACAAGUGCUUUCA